Molecule: messenger RNA, 1709 nt
Organism: Xenopus laevis (African clawed frog)
Lineage: Eukaryota; Metazoa; Chordata; Amphibia; Anura; Pipidae
Product: microtubule-associated protein RP/EB family member 1-like
Exons: 5
Coding region: 173-1243 (356 amino acids)
Source: RefSeq, a predicted model, not a curated record
AGUAAAUGGGGUGGGUUAUGAUAAAAUAAUUGACAUCGUUACAUUGCAGCAAAUGAUUAACAUAUAUGAAAAAUAUAAUAAUAUUUGAAAGGUUCAAUCAUUUAUUCUUUUCUGUAUCUUUGUGCAGGAGAAGAACCAUAAGAGUUUUGUGAGACCUUCCUGUGUAUCAGUGAUGUGUCCCAAGCCUUUUGUAUUCAUGAUGCUGAUGGUUAUUGCACUACUACCUUCUUGCCAGCCUGCAUCAGCUGUGAAACGGAUCACAUUAUUCCGACACAAAAUGACACUUAAGGCGGACAGUCGGAAUCUGAUCCCAUGUAUGUUCUACCCAGACCAUGCCAUCGAUCCAGCUGUUCUUCAGUUAGAAUGGGGUAAAAUUCCCGUAGGUGGGGGGGAGUACACCCCUUUAAUCCACCUUUCCAACGGCAGAGUACAAACCUUCCAUGACAACAGUAGGAAGUACCAGCUUUUUGUUUCUCUGGUGCCGAGUGGGAACUGUACAUUGGUCAUCGAUGACACUGAUACGUCGGACGGUGGAACUUAUGAAUUGUGGAUGUCGGUGAAUAAGGUUGUGUAUAAGCCCGCUUCCAAGAUCAAAAUCGACAUUUUGGAUGACAAGAAACCUUCUUCUCGGGCACUUUGGUCCGACAUAAUUAAAACACUGAAAGAUAAUUUGAAGGGAGAAGCAGAAACGACUACGAAUACUCCAAUUACUACAGAUACUCCAAUUACUACAACUACUACAAAAACGACUUCACAAACUCCAACUACUCCAACGGCUAUAACUACUCCAACACCUACUAGAGCUACUAUAAAAGCGCCGACUACUACUACUACAACCAGUAUAAUGACUAGUACAGAGCCGGCAGUUGCAAACAGUGAUGCUGUCGAGAGGGCGUUAGUUAUAUCGGUGAUGGUGAUUGGACCGAUUCUUGUGAUAACCUCAAUCAUAUCAGGAGUUGGAAUUUAUAUGUAUGUGACACUGAGGAAGAAACGUUCAUCUAGAGAUGUAGAGAACCCAGAAGUGAGCACACUAGCAUCACAGCCCUCCAGUACAUGCACUGUUCAAAUUGAGAAUGAAACUCAAUCUGAUGGUGAAGAGGAGUGUGAAGAAGAAGAAGAAACUAAUGAUGAGGAGUGUGAAGAAGAAGAAACUAAUGAUGAGGAGUGUGAAGAAGAAGAAGAAACUAAUGAUGAGGAGGGUGAUGAAGAAGAGACAGAGGAAGAAGAAACAGAAAAUAUCUGAUAAACCUCCGUGAUCUAUUAAAGGAGACGGAGAUGAAGAAAACAAUAAAACUGAUAAGAAUGACAAGAAAUAGGACUAUUAUGAGUCAACAGAUGAUAAGAACUGAGUGACACAAUAAAGUCUUCCUGCUGCGUUUUCUUCAUUUUUAAUAAUUUAUUUUACUGUUAAGAUUUUAUGCAUUUUUUUUGAAUGUAUAAAUCAACAAAACAAAAUAAAAAUUUGAACCUUUGCUCAUGACAUUCAGAUAUCUUUGUACUGGCAGCUGGUUUUAAAAAAAAUCCUCUCCUAUUUGCUUAUAUACUUAGGGGGUGAUUUAUCAAUGUUUGAAUUCAAAUUUGUUUGCGCUAUAACUUGUCAGUUUGAAUUAUCCUUUUAAAAAUUAGUUUGUAUGAUAUAUAUAUUAAGUAUGAAAAAUUUACAGAGUUUGAAUGUAAAACUUUGGCAUCUAAAAGCUAUUAAGUUAAUG